Molecule: messenger RNA, 826 nt
Organism: Pezoporus occidentalis (night parrot)
Lineage: Eukaryota; Metazoa; Chordata; Aves; Psittaciformes; Psittacidae
Product: WAP four-disulfide core domain protein 2-like
Exons: 4
Coding region: 284-658 (124 amino acids)
Cellular component (GO): extracellular region
Molecular function (GO): serine-type endopeptidase inhibitor activity
Source: RefSeq, a predicted model, not a curated record
GCUCGGGCGCGCAGCGCACGGGGCCGCGCUGGCGGCUGCUCUUCCUGCCCGGCCAGUUUUCGGCGCGGCCGCCCGGUCUCCUCCAGGCUCCCCCUCCCUGGUCGGCCGCCAGCAGCGGCAGAUACCUGAUACUCGGGUUGUGCAAGCGCGAAGGGGGAGCCUGGCCCUGCCCGGCCCCCGGGAGCCACCCGGAAGGCCGAGCCCUCCCUCCCGCCCGCCGCCCCACCUGCACAGGAGCUUAAAGGCCGCCGGGCGGCCCGAGGCGCAGCGCCGGUCCCGCACCAUGCCCAAGGCCCGCAGCGUGCUCGUCCUGGCGGGGCUCCUGGCUCUCUGGGCAGAGCUGCCGCCAGCACCCGCCCAGAAUGUCACCACAAAAGCCGGCGUGUGCCCAGACCCGGCGACAGAAGCAGUGAACUGCACGGUGGGGUGCCAGUCCGAUGGCGACUGCGAGAGCACCCUCAAGUGCUGCCCGGCGGCCUGCGGCAAGGCCUGCCAGAAGCCCGACGAGAAGCCCGGCACGUGCCCGCCCGUCAGCCCCGGGAUCCCCAUGCUGGGUGUCUGCACAAACCAGUGCAAGUCGGACUCCAACUGCUCCGGGAACCAGAAGUGCUGCAGGAAUGGCUGCGGCAAAGUGUCCUGCGUGACACCACUCCAUUGAGGCACAGCCGCCUCCUGCCAGCCCGGCCACAGGGGAGCUGCUGCCCGACACCAGUCCUGCAUGCCCAGGCCCUGGCCCUGCACCAUCCCCCUGGCUCGGAGCCUUCAGCCUCAUCCUCCUCCCUGGGGUCCCCUGCAUCCUCUCCAAUAAAGCAGCCUCUCCCUGCCA